UUAAACAAUGUGUGCCAAACUACUGGCAUGUCCGUUAUGUUCUCAGCCUGCGUUCUUGACAUUGGAUGCUCUACGCUCAGGACUUAUUAGCGUAGCUACACGUCCCCUCGCUUGUCCAGUCUGCAAUGAAAUAUUACUUGGUGUUGACAAACUGACAAUCCAUUUAUUUAGUCAUACUAUUAAUUUAUCUGACGAUGGACGAGUUAACACUGAUCAUACAAAGAUCAUGGAAGGAAAUUCUUCCACUGUUGCUGAAGACAAAGUUGAUAACAGUCAGAUGAUAUCUACUCAAUCUUUGAACGUAUCACACAAGGAAUGCGCUAAAGUGAAAUCAUUUAGGCAAAAUGAUGUUAUCACAUUUGGGCCGCAGGUUACUUCCAUAAUUGCCAAAACCCCUCUGUGCAAAAUAGCUAACAUUGGAAGUGCUUGUUUUACAAAAGAUGGGACUUCGAGCACAAGUUCCCAAACUUGUGGAGAAGAUCAAAAUCAGUGCAAAGAUAUUUUGACAGACCAAAUUAUAUUUGUACAGAGUGCAAAACAACUACAUCAAGUUUCAGAUCGAAAAAGAAACAAAUUUUGUGGUGAUAAGAUUUACUCUCAGAACACGCCACAAAAAGGAUUAGCAAAUGUCAAAUACGAAUGUCAACCGAAACAGGAUAAGCGAAUGUCGUUACAGUAUACAGAGGAGGCUGAUAAAACCGAACAAGUUCAGUUGGAGUGCGUUGAAAAUUUAUCCAAACACUCAGAAAAGUCCAUAGAAAGUUACACCAAGAGUAUACUGCAAUUUCAACCAAUCUGGGUAGAAAACUCUCAACCGGAAAUUCCCAAGCAGAAUAUUUUCAUCCACACAAGUAAUGCAGCACAGGGACAACCAAGUCAUCAAAUAGUUACGAUACCGCCAAAAACCAUUACCAGUAACAAAGAAGGUUCACUCCAGCCGACGGCUACAUCAGCUUGUCUCCUUGCCUCGGAUAAUUCAUGCAUUGAAUUCUCUGUGAGCGUGGGUCAGAAAUGUAUUGAAACUAAAAAUUCGACAACUGAAACAAAGGGCUUAAAAAAUCACCAGCAAAACUUGAACCAAAACCAUGUCUUGCCCCAGCUCAAAGCAUUCAAAGCUCUUGCUACUAAAGAGAAGACACAACGGUGUGAUGUCUGUGCAUUUUAUUUCUCAGAUCCAAAUAUAUUAACCCUUCACAAGCAACUGGUUCACAUGAUAAAUGAAAAAGAUAUGCACAAAAAACCUGAAGAUUUGCUGAAAAGCUACCCCUGCCACUUGUGCCCAAAAGUUUUUAAAAUGAAAGGGAGUCUCAUGGUUCACAUGAGGGUAGCUCACAUCGGUUAUAAUCUAGGCUUGUUGCCCAAGGAGGGAGACCCUCUACGGAUUCCUGGGGAACACGGGUACAAUUGCCCAACGUGUGGUAAGAGCUUCAAGAAGGAGCAGCACGUCACACAGCACCUAAAGACCCAUGAAGGGAAACAGUGGGAAUGCGAUGUAUGCAGUAAAAUGUUCACAACAAAAUAUUUUCUCAAAAAACACAAAAGAUUACACUCUGGGGAAAUGCCGUACAAAUGUAACAUCUGCGACAAGACAUUCACGUUCCAGCAAUCUUAUCACAAGCACAGGCUUUACCACAAAGAUGACAAGCCCCAUGCAUGUUCUACUUGCGGUAGAUCUUUCAAGGAACUUUCAACACUCCAUAAUCAUGAGCGAAUACACACAGGGGAAAAGCCCUUUGCCUGUGAGACAUGUGGAAAAUGCUUUCGACAACGAGUUUCCUACUUAGUUCAUCGACGCAUCCACACUGGAGCUAUGCCCUACAAGUGCACAGCCUGUGGAAAAAACUUCAGAUACAAAGUGAGCCAAAGAACACACAAAUGUACUGCCCAACCACCUGGUACGGUCAUACGUCAGUCAAGUGAUUUGGUACAGCGUUUGCUGCAAGUGUCGCAAUCAAAAAAUGCGAACACAGAAGAGAGCAAUGAAGCUGUGUUAUCCCAGGACACAGAAUCUGCAGGGUGCAUUCCAAACGAGGAAAACCGUUACAUUUUAGUAGUGGACAACCAAGGACAACAUAUUCUUACGAGACAAUCUGAAGUACCGAAAAAAACUACUGAAAGCGAAAUGAAAUCGUCCAGCUUGGGUUUGCAGAAAUAUGAAGAUGAAGGAAAUGAUGAGACAUUUAUCCAGGACUUAUGGGGUCAUAACAUUUUAAAUGGCACAACCCUGAAAGAUUCCAUCGAGAUUUCGAUUAAAAAUGGCCUGAACGAAGAACAGCAUUCACAAUCAGAUGGAAACAAUGACUUCUUUUCUAUGGUACUUUCGCCACCAGAAAAUGAGAUUCAAUCUCCAUCAAGUGAAAUGGAACACCUGAGGCUUUCGUCACCAAUGGGCAAUGAAAAUAUGUUGGAUUUAACAAAGCCAGUGGGCACACAAUCAACAGACAACUUUGAGUGUGGAAACAGUCAGCCAAUAAUACACCAAAACUUGAGUCGUGAUAACAGUAGAGUUGCUACCCUGCUGCCUACGAUCAACGAAGAAUCCUUAAAGCAAUUACUCUAUGGUUCUGAAGAUAGGCAGUAAUAGUACAAUUGUGAGUAGAAAUUCUGCAAAAUUUAUUUGCGACGUUCUUAGAUCAGUAAUUAUGAGCCGGACAAGAAAAAAUAAACAAAUGUACUUUACUUUUAUAUGCUUGGGCAGAUCUGCUUCUUUUAUUCAUUCGAAUGCUGUUGAAUGUAAUUCGAUACAUGUACUAUAAAGGAAUUAUUUCUUUUA
Messenger RNA from Athalia rosae (coleseed sawfly), 2773 nucleotides. Its product is annotated as zinc finger protein 267. The record is from RefSeq and is a predicted model, not a curated record. Gene Ontology annotation, molecular function: DNA-binding transcription factor activity; RNA polymerase II cis-regulatory region sequence-specific DNA binding. NCBI's taxonomy places the organism in Eukaryota, Metazoa, Arthropoda, Insecta, Hymenoptera, Athaliidae. The coding region runs from base 8 to 2581 and encodes 857 amino acids. Gene Ontology annotation, biological process: regulation of transcription by RNA polymerase II. The transcript is spliced from 5 exons.